Messenger RNA from Debaryomyces fabryi, 1122 nucleotides. RefSeq lists its product as uncharacterized. Lineage: Eukaryota; Fungi; Ascomycota; Pichiomycetes; Serinales; Debaryomycetaceae. The transcript has a single exon. Bases 1 to 1122 code for a protein of 373 amino acids. Gene Ontology annotation, molecular function: dioxygenase activity. The record is from RefSeq and is a predicted model, not a curated record.
AUGUCGUUUCAACAAAUUCCAGUUAUUGAUUUAGAAUUGGCAUUCGACCCUAAAACCAAGCCAGAAUUCUUGGAAAAUUUAAGACAUGCAUUGAUUGAGGUGGGAUUUCUCCACCUUAUUAACUACGAAACGGUAGGGCCAACGAGAAAAGACCUUGAGCAAAUAAAGGAGCAAGCAGAAAGAUUCUUCGAACUUCCAGAAGAAGUGAAAUUGGGAUGUGAAAUGAUUCACUCGCCUCAUUUCUUGGGGUAUACAAGAUUGGCCAACGAGGUUACAGCAUCACAUACAGAUUGGAGGGAACAAAUUGAUUUAGGUACUGAGCUUCCUGCUCCUGGUCCAGACGAACCUAUAUACCGAAAUAUCGAGGGUCCUAAUUUGUGGCCGGAUGCAAAAUAUGCCCCAGAUUUUAAGCCAGUUGUGCUCAUUCAUAUAGAAAAGAUGACGAGGUUGGGAACCAUAUUUAGAAAAUUGGUCUGUGAGGCUAUAGGAUUGGAUUCAACAAGUCUAGAUGGCUAUUUCAAGCCAAAUCAGCAAUGCAAAAUGAAGAUCAUUGCAUAUCCUGAUAGCGGUCAAUUAUCAAACGAAUCAUCGAAAGCACUCGACGACAAACCUUCUACAGGACAGGGAUGUGGUCCACACAGAGACUCGGACCUUUUGACAUAUAUUUAUCAGCCUACCACCCAUUCUGAAUCGUUACAGGUGCAAAAUUUUCAGGGAAAAUGGGUCACCGUUGAUAAUAUACCAAAUGCUUUGGUCGUUAAUGCUGGUCAGACUUUGGAAGCUAUCACACAAGGAGUCUGCAAGGCUACUAUUCAUAGAGUAUUGAUUCCUAAGGCUGGAUCUGGGACAAGAAUUUCAAUCCCAUUUUUCCAAACAAUUGACCUCGACUCCCAUAAAUCAGUGGCCAAAGGAAUUUCUAAAGAAGUGCUACACAUGAAGGACGAAAGAGACGAGAAAAUACUGAACUGGGCCGUUGACGUUGGAUUUCAAUUUAGUCCUGAGGUAGGAAAAUUCCCAGUGGGUCAUGCAGUUUUUAAAAAUAGAAUAAAAUCCCAUCAGGAUGUCUCUGCAAAGUGGUAUCCUAGCAUCUUGAAAGAGGUCCUUGCUGAGUACAAGACUUAG